Drosophila ficusphila is the source of this 610-nucleotide messenger RNA. It is a transcript of the gene LSm1, whose product is annotated as U6 snRNA-associated Sm-like protein LSm1. Gene Ontology annotation, cellular component: P-body; Lsm1-7-Pat1 complex. Gene Ontology annotation, biological process: deadenylation-dependent decapping of nuclear-transcribed mRNA. NCBI's taxonomy places the organism in Eukaryota, Metazoa, Arthropoda, Insecta, Diptera, Drosophilidae. The record is from RefSeq and is a predicted model, not a curated record. Gene Ontology annotation, molecular function: RNA cap binding. The transcript has 3 exons. Bases 96 to 509 code for a protein of 137 amino acids.
AAUACCGGUCUUGUUAAUAAUAAACACUACUAUAAUUAAGUUCAAAGCUACUUUAAACGCAUUUAUUUACCUGAAAAUUACCUCUAAGAAUAUCCAUGGACGAUUUAAAUCCCCUGGCGGGCACGGCUCACCUUUUGGAAGAGGUUGACAAGAAGCUGAUGGUGCUUUUGAGGGACGGGAGGACUCUGAUCGGUUACCUACGAUCCGUGGACCAGUUCGCCAACCUGGUGCUGCAGCGCACCAUCGAGCGGAUACACGUUGGCAACGAGUACGGUGACAUUCCACGCGGAGUUUUCAUCAUUCGGGGCGAAAAUGUGGUGCUGCUUGGCGAAAUCGACCGCGAGAAGGAGCAGAAACUGCCACUUAAAGAAAUCUCCGUCGAUGAAAUCUUAGACGCACAGCGCAGGGAACAGGAGCAACGGCAGGAGAAGCACCGUCUGGUUUCCAAGGCACUAAAGGAACGCGGCCUAGCCGUAGACGCAAAUAUAAUCAACGAGGACUUCUGCUAGGACUUCAUUUCUCUCUAAGCACAUACAUAGAUAGAUAAGGCUCAAAUGAUUUUCGUCACUUUGUAUAUUUGUACUGCAUUAAAAAACUAUGUUAAAAUCUA